GUCAAUUGACUGCGAAACACGAUUAAAUGCUGCGAUGUUAUUUGUUGGUCGAACUAAUAAGUUGCAUCUCCUUGUCAGUAUGCAUCUGUACUGUUUUCCUCAACAUGACCUCGUUCUAUUCUACUGAACUUUAUGUGACUGCUAACCAAAGAGCACUUGCCGAAGAACAAAAACCUCUCCCCAAGGCCCUUCGUCGCACGUCCCUCUUGACAAGAGUACUCUGUUUUGUGGCGCUCGGACGCCCAAAUCUUGAAGAUCAUUGGAAGUCGCUGCAAUCAGAGCAAGCGUUUGAAACCGUUAUGAGCAGGUCAUGCUCUAUCCUGGCCAGCACUAUCACCACAGCAAGCGUCCUCCUCGCUACAGGUGGUGUUUUCGUUAGUACGAGCUCUCCUGUGCCAUACUUCGACUACACAUCACCCGUUCCCUAUUGUCUGCUCUUCAUAUCGCUCAUGCUCGCUACGAUUGCGAUGUUGACAUCCGGCUCAAGUAUGAUAUGCUGGCUACACACCGAUCGACACUGGACUCAAGAACAAAUUAAGCCAGGCGGCUACUUCGUCCUGUCGUACCUGUUGUCGAUAGUCACCCCCAUAUUUUUCGUCGCCUGGUCCUUACAUUGUUUCAUAUUUGCGAUGCUGAUAGCAGGCUUUUGUUCCCAAAGCACGAUCUACCGCGUAGUCACUGCACUCUGGCUUGUUACGUACGUCGUCAAUACUGGAACGAUAUUGAUGCAAUCUAUGUGGAAGUAUACGGCUCAAUCACGCUAGAUAUCACCAGUAAUUUACACCUUCCACUUUGCUCCUUCUUCUUGUUUUACCAGUGGUUCGUUUAUGUUAAAUAUAACCUCCCUGAUGUGGCACACUCAUGUGCCAAAAAUGUAGAUGAGUAUAUAGCCUGUGGCUUUUUUCAGUUUUAUCAUAUUUCCACAAUGCCUUGCGCCGUAUCGAAUCA
Molecule: messenger RNA, 948 nt
Organism: Suillus subalutaceus
Lineage: Eukaryota; Fungi; Basidiomycota; Agaricomycetes; Boletales; Suillaceae
Exons: 6
Coding region: 27-764 (245 amino acids)
Source: RefSeq, a predicted model, not a curated record